AUGACGUUGACCCCAACGAUGAAACUCAAAUCAUUCUGCAGUGCUUGUGGAACGUUGCCGAAAACACCACAACCUGGGAACCCGAAAGCUUGA
Molecule: messenger RNA, 93 nt
Organism: Colletotrichum truncatum
Lineage: Eukaryota; Fungi; Ascomycota; Sordariomycetes; Glomerellales; Glomerellaceae
Source: RefSeq, a predicted model, not a curated record